AUGGACUGUCCCCGCGAGCCUGCCGCACUCCCCGCCGCAGAACCAUGCCCGUCCGACCUUCUUCCCCUGCUCACCUCGCCCCACCUCGCCUCCUCGCUGCUACUCCUCGCCACGCACGCCCCUCCGAGCAUCCCUGCCCUGCCGCCCAACGCACUCGGACCCGCCGUCCGUGUCCUCCGUCUCCCCGCCCCGCUCGCCGUGCACGACUCGGGGGCCCUGCGCCUCGUCAGCCUCUUUGAGCGUGCGGCCCGCGUCGCCCGUCUGUGGCGGUACUCCUCUCAGUCGACGUCGACAGCACACUACCCCCGUAUCAUCCAGCUCGCCGAGGAGGUCCCGGGUGGCCAGUUCACGCUCGUCGAGCCGUUCGUGUACGCUUCACCCGCGCCGCAGAACGACAUGCACGUCCCACCAACAACCACUCAGGCCUCAGCACAAGCCCCGCCGCAUCCUACCCCUACCCCUCAUACAUCUAAUCAGCACACGCACAAUCUAAAUUUAACCGCCAACCCCAAGUACCCCUCACCCGCCCCGUCCAUCGUGUCCUACGCCUCCUACGCAUCUACCUCCACAUCCCCCUCCACAUCCCGCCCACCUUCCUUAUCCACCUAUGCUCCCUCAUCCACGUCAACCACCUCCCUCCCCUCCGCCACCCAGCGAAAAAGGCAACACCGCACCCAGUCCGCACUACGCAAGCUCAUGAACGUCGACUCCUCUCCCAAUUCCCAUGCGGUCAACAACAACAACAUGCGAACGUUCGACGCCCUCAUCAACUUCCUCCCCGCCAACCUCCCCGACAAAGCGCUGCUGAAGCAUGCCGUGCUAGUGUCCACGCUCAGCUCGCAAUACCUCGCCGUUCCUCCUUCUACUCCCAGUGCCCUCCACGCGUCUUCUUAUACCACCCACUCGGGCGCGGGCGAGUCCAUACCGCGCCCCCUGUCGAAAAGGUUCUCCGCAUUCUCGUUCGCUUCGUUCACUAUCUCUCCCUCCUCUACGCCUUCUUCCUCGCUCUCCUCGACGCCGCUUGGAUCGACACCGGAGACUUCGCCUUGCCCGUCGCCCCCUCCGCCACUGGCGCCUGCACACCCGUUUCCCCAUGAGAAGUUGACUGACCGGUUUACGUCCAGCGGAAGUGGGGUGCAUAAAGUCAAAUCGAAGCGCAGCAGCAGCAGGAUGUCGGUCCUCAGCUUGAGCGGGAUUCUACGCGUCUCAACGCCUGUUUCUGCUGUUCCUGCCGUUCCUCCGUCCGCGUCCGCGUCUUCUUCGUCGCCCUCGCUCUCAUCGGACUCUCCUAGUCGACGCCCCAGCACGAUCCACUCCAACUCCAGUGCUUGCACUACCGGUGGACGUGGUGCCGGUGCCGGUACCAACACCAACACCCACCCACUCGCCUACCCACACGGCGACAAACCGAAGAACGCACACCUCGUCCACGUCCUGCCCGUGGGGUGGGUGGCUGAGGAGGUGCGCGCCGAGGCGGAGGCGCUAAGACUACAAGAGAGGGAGAGGAGGAGGAGGCAGAUGCACGCGUACGCGCCGGUGCUGUCGAGUGGGCUGCGGCCUCUGCCUGUUGAGGAGCCUGUGGGGGAUGAGGAUGGGCCUGUGGAGGAUGAGGAUGAGGAUGGGCGGCGUGCAUCCACCCGACCGACUUUGGCGACACGUCAGCUUCAAGGGCAUUCGAGCUCGUAUGAACAUGUGGGUGGUGUGGGAGGAGGGAUGAGCGGCAAGCGGUCGUCCUCCGUACCCCUCCUCAGCAACGCCGGGGUACAGGUACAGGUACAAGGACAACAACGGAGGAGGGGGGAGAAACCGAAAUUGGUACAGAGCGUCGAGCAGUUCUUGCUCGCGUUUGCGUACCCGCUUGGGAGUGUCGCUGCGCCGUCGCCUGUUCAUUGCCUUCGUAGACCUCCCUCCUCUUCUCAGCACCCGUCUUCCCAUUUGGAGUUGAGGGGGCAGGGCAAGGAGCGAGCGCGCCCGACGUCUGCGUACCUUGCGAGUGGGAGUGGGAGUGGGAGUGAGGAGGCGGCCGAGGGGGGUGCGGGCAGGCGUGCUUCGUACCUCGGCUCGAGUGGAAGUACGACGAGUAUGGGCGCGUUGGCGGACGUACAGGCCGACGCGAGUGCGAGUGCGCAGAGCAAACCCAUACCGUACCUCGUCGCGCCGGGGGUGUGGGGUGCGGAGGUGCGGGGGACGCGCCGCAGUCGCAAUCCACACCAUCUGUCCGACGAAAGCACAGAGCGAGAGAUGACGAUCGGAGAAAUCGUCCUCCUAGGCGCGUUGGACUCUGACCAUGAGUUGGCGGGUGGACUCGGAGGAGGGGUAGGGAGGACAGGUGGUGGGAUGGGAGGUGGGAUAGGGAAUGGGGGCAAUGGAGGUGGAAGGGCGUGGGUUGGGUGUGUGGAGGACGUCCAGGUUGUGGUUCUUGAGGAUUCUCGGGAUCAUGAGGAGGCGCCCGAAAGGGAGGAGCGAAGGGCGAAUUGGAAGAAUGGGUUGGAGACCGGAGCGGGCUUGACAGCCAAAGAGGGAAAGGAGGAAGGAAAGGAGGAGGAAGAGGAUCAGAGAAGGAAGGACAGCGAGAGGAAGAGACGCACAAGCCACCACCACCAACACCACCACCACCACUAUGGGCACGGCCUGCCGACGCCGCCUGAGACGUCGAGUAGCGAGGAGGGCGACGAAGUUGACGACGGGGAAUGUGAAGAGGAGUUUCAUACGCCUGUGCAGUCGCCUGCCAGCAUACGGUCGCCUGUCCGAGAGCGAUUGGAGUCGCAGGUGCAGGCGCGUCCUGCUCCUCGCCUACAAACCAACGGCUCAACGCAAAUUCAAGGUCAAGGUCAAGGUCAAGUAUCGGCACAAGCGUCGCCGACUCGCAGCCCCACGAAAUCGCACACAGCCGUAGCACACCCCAUCCCCCGCCCGCCCCCGCUUGUCGCCGGCUCUGCCUCCUCCCGCACGGGAAGAAGGGUGUCUGGGUCUGUUGAUGGGUAUGAGGGCGAGUUGGAAGAGUAUGCGGGACCGGGGUCGGCGAGGAGCCAGCGGAGUACGUCGUUGUCGUCUGCUGGGAGCACGGUGCAAAGGCAGGGGCAGGAGGGACAAGGGAAGCACGAGACGCCGACGCCGACGAUUAUGCUGAGCGCGCCGUCGCCUGCGCUCUCUGGGUCGUUCGCUCGCUCGCAGGGGCGCGGACACGGUCAUGUGCAUGUGCAAGGCCAGAGGCCGAAUGGGAGUGGGAGUGGGAGUUUGCCGUCGGCCGCAAGGUCCGCUGUCGAGGUCCGCUUGGGCUCGAGGCACUAUGACACCGAUCAUGAGAAGGCUAGGAAAGAGGCAAAGAGACGCUCGGUCGUUUCUUUGGUUAUACCUGGAACGAGAAGUGCACGGGAGAGUGGGAGGGGGAGGAAGAGGGGAGAUGGGCACGGAGGAAGUGGGCAUGGGCAGGUAGGAGGCAGUGGGUUCGGAGCGGUGUUGAGGAGGUUGGGGAUACGCUGGGGGUGA
Messenger RNA from Cyclocybe aegerita, 3489 nucleotides. NCBI's taxonomy places the organism in Eukaryota, Fungi, Basidiomycota, Agaricomycetes, Agaricales, Hemipholiotaceae. The record is from the annotation of a GenBank genome assembly.